Molecule: messenger RNA, 1779 nt
Organism: Indicator indicator
Lineage: Eukaryota; Metazoa; Chordata; Aves; Piciformes; Indicatoridae
Product: lysosomal acid glucosylceramidase-like
Exons: 12
Coding region: 1-1779 (592 amino acids)
Biological process (GO): glucosylceramide catabolic process
Molecular function (GO): glucosylceramidase activity
Source: RefSeq, a predicted model, not a curated record
AUGAUCGACGGGACGCCGGUCACCGAGUUCCCGGAGGGGGCUUUGGCUGGACCCACCCAGUGCCGGUGCCGCUUCUGCUUCUGCACCGGCGGCGUGGGCGGAACGGAAGCCUGGGCACCCUUAAAGGCGAGGCCGCCAGCGGCUCCGGUGCUGCGAGUGAGGCCGGGCAGCCAGCGCGGCACCGGCUCGAGGGAACGCGGAGGGGCCAUGGGGAGCGCUGGUGCCGGUGCCCUGCGCUGGCUGCUGCUGCUGCUGCUGCAGGCGGUGCCCUGGACCUCAGGUGCGCGGCCCUGCAGCCCCAAGUACUUUGGCCGCGAUGCCAUCGUGUGCGUCUGCAACGCCACCUACUGCGACACACUGGACCCCGUGGUGCUGCCAGCCCGGGGCACCUACAUCAAGUAUGAGAGCAGCAAGGCUGGCAAGCGGUUGGAGCGCAGCGAGGGAAGCUUCCAGCGCAGCCUGCAGGCACCAGAUCUCGUCCUGACCGUGGACACGACACAAAGGUACCAGAAGGUGAAAGGUUUUGGUGGCUCCGUCACCGAUGCAGCUGCUAUAAACCUCUUGUCCCUGCCAGAAGCAGCCCAGGACCACCUCCUGCGCUCCUACUUCUCUGAGGAAGGGCUGGAGUACAACCUUGUCCGGCUCCCUAUGGCCAGCUGUGACUUCUCCCUCCAUGCCUACACCUAUGAUGAUGUCCCCUACGACUAUGAGCUCACCCACUUCAGCCUGCGAGAUGAGGACACGAAGCUGAAGAUCCCCCUUCUGCACCGAGCCUUGGCUAUGAGCAAGCAGCCUGUGUCGCUGAUCGCCAGCCCCUGGACCUCCCCAGCCUGGAUGAAGACCAGCGAGUCCUACGUGGGGAAGGGCACAUUGAAGGGGCAGGCAGGGGAUAAGUACCACAAGACCUGGGCCAACUAUUUUGUCCGGUUCCUAGAUGAAUACUCCAAGCACAACCUGACCUUCUGGGCAGUGACAGCAGAGAACGAGCCCACAGCAGGGCUGAUCAACAACUACCCCUUCCAGUGCCUGGGCUUCACGGCUGAGCAGCAGAGAGACUUCAUCGCGAAGGACCUGGGCCCCGCGCUGGCCAACAGCUCCCACGCCCGUGUCCAGCUCAUCAUCCUGGAUGACAAUCGGCUCCACCUCCCCCACUGGGCCAAAGUGGUCCUGGAGGAUGAGGAAGCAGCUCGGUAUGUCCACGGCAUUGGCAUCCACUGGUACCUGGACUUCAUUGGACCCAUACAGGACACUGUGGUGCCCACUCAUGAGCUCUUCCCUGACUACUUCAUCCUGGCCACCGAGGCCUGCAUCGGGGCCCAUUUCUGGGAGCGGGAUGUGAUCCUGGGCUGCUGGGAGAGAGGCAAUCAGUACAGCCACAGCAUCCUGACGAACCUGAACCACUUUGUGGCCGGCUGGAUUGACUGGAACCUGGCCCUAGACCUGGAGGGAGGCCCCAACUGGGUCAAGAACUAUGUGGACAGCCCUGUCAUCGUGGACCGCAGCGAAGGCAUCUUCUACAAGCAGCCCAUGUUCUACCACAUGGGGCACUUCAGUAAGUUCAUCCCUGAGGGUUCCCAACGUGUGGGGCUUGUUGCCUCCAAGGAGUCCAAGAAGACAGAGCUGGAGUACACAGCUUUCCUGCGCCCCGACGGUGCCCUAGUGGUGGUGGUUCUGAACCGGUCCCCGCAGAACAUCACCUUUGGGCUUGCUGACCGGGUUGGCCUCAUCGCAGCUGUGGCUCCAGCCAGCUCCAUCCAGACCUACCUGUGGCAGCAGUGA